GAGGUGGGGGAGAGGCGGGCAGGAGCCGAGGCCAGGGAGCCCUCUGCGUCAGCUGCUGCUCACCGCGCCGCGCCAGUACCAGCCGGGACUCACCCGCAGCUCCAUGCUUGUGCCCGGCUCCGCUCGUCCAUCCUCGGAGAAGAGGCAGAUGCACGCCAAACUGGAGUCGGAAUGAGGACUGGAAUGAGGGCCGGGGACGAGGGCGUCCUCUGAAGUGCAUCACCGGGACCCAAGCUGAGUCAGUAGCUUCUGCUGAGACAGGGUGGAGGCACCAUCCUGGGUACUCCCAGUCCUCAGGGAGAGCCAUCGAGAAACAGGAGACACAGACUGGGAGCAGACAAGAGCACCAAGGCCCAAGAGGUUAAGAAUCCUGCUCCGUCCUCCUGUGAGCCUGCCCAGCCCAGCUCUGUGGCCUUGGAAUCCUGAGCACUCUGACAGAUUAAAUCACUAAGGUUCAGACGGCUUACGUGACUUUCCCACUGUCUCAGAGCCAAUAGAAGGGAAAGAACUGGACUACAAGCCCAGGCGUAGAGGUCCAUUAGAAAAGAGUUUGGACUGAACACCUGAGGGCAGGUCCCACCUGCCUCUCACUACCUGUGCGCCCCCCGGAUCUCUAGGUCUACUCCACCUCGAAAGGGAGGAUUUGGACUAGCACCAAGGCUUCCUCCUCAUCUCUCCAUUGCACCCCCAUCCCUCUAUCCUCUUUCCACUUGUCUCGCCUUGGAUCCCCCUUCUGUUCCACCUCAGAAUGUCCCCCUUCAGAGAGCCCUCGCACCCUCUCCUCGCCUGGCACUGGCCCAUCAGGGCAGCACCUCGAGGGAGGGCCUGCCACUGCCCCUUUAAUUCUCCCCGGGCUUGGAAUGCAAGUGAGUUGAGCUCGCCAUCUCUGUGAGGUCAGAUAAGAUACUAUAUAUAUCGGAGUCGGUAACCUGAGCUCCGGAUUACCCAGCCCCAGUCAGACUCCAGCCUCUGGGCUCUCCACCGCGCUCCCUGCCUCUCUGGGGAAGAAGAAGCCCCCAGAUCCUGUCCAGGGCCCCCGGACACAGCCCAUGAGGCUCCCAGUCCCCACUGAGUGCCGCCCUGAAGGAUGUCCCAGCUCUCCUCCACCCUGAAGCGCUACACAGAAUCGGCCCGCUAUACAGAGGCCCCUUAUGCCAAAUCGGGCUAUGGCACCUACACUCCCUCUUCCUAUGGGGCCAACCUGGCUGCCUCCUUCCUGGAGAAGGAGAAGCUUGGUUUUAAGCCAGGCCCCCCAACCAGCUUCCUCACCCGUCCCCGUACCUAUGGUCCCUCCUCCAUCCUGGACUAUGACAGGGGCCGCCCCCUGUUGAGAACUGACAUCAUCGGGGGCGGUAAGCGGGCCGAGAGUCAGACUCGGGGCACUGAGCGGCUUUCAGGGAGUGGACUCAGCGGGGGCAGCGGAUUCCCUUAUGGAGUGACCAACAACUCCCUCAGCUACCUGCCUGUGACUGCCCGCGAGCAGGGCGGAACCCUAACCCAAAAGAAGUCGAACAGUCAAUCAGACCUGGCCCGGGAUUUCUCCAGCCUCCGGACCUCAGAUAGCUACCGGAUCGACCCUGGGAACCUGGGCCGCAGCCCCCUGCUGGCCCGCACGCGCAAGGAGCUGUGUGCCCUGCAGGGGCUCUACCAGGCAGCCAGCCACUCGGAGUACCUGGCCGACUACCUGGAGAACUAUGGCCGAAAGGGCAGUGCGCCUCAGGUGCCCAUGCAGGCCCCUCCCUCACGAGUCCCCGAAGUCCUCAGCCCCACCUACCGACCCAGUGGCCGUUACAGUCUGUGGGAGAAGAGCAAAGGCCAGGCCCCUGGGUCCAGCCACUCCAGCUCCCCAGGGCGAGAGACCAUGAAUUCUAAGAGCGCCCAGGGUCUGGCUGGUCUUCGAAACCUUGGGAACACGUGCUUCAUGAACUCCAUUCUGCAGUGCCUGAGCAACACCCGGGAGCUGAGGGAUUAUUGCCUCCAGAGGCUCUACAUGCGGGAUCUCGGCCACAGCAGCAAUGCACACACAGCCCUCGUGGAAGAGUUUGCAAAACUAAUCCAGACCAUAUGGACUUCAUCCCCCAAUGAUGUGGUGAGCCCAUCUGAGUUCAAGACCCAGAUCCAGAGAUAUGCGCCACGCUUCGUUGGCUAUAAUCAGCAAGAUGCUCAGGAGUUUCUUCGCUUUCUUCUGGAUGGGCUCCACAACGAGGUGAACCGAGUGACAGUGAGGCCCAAGUCCAACCCUGAGAACCUCGAUCAUCUUCCUGAUGAUGAGAAAGGACGACAGAUGUGGAGGAAAUAUCUAGAACGGGAAGACAGUCGGAUUGGGGACCUCUUCGUUGGACAGCUAAAGAGCUCCCUGACGUGUACAGACUGUGGUUACUGCUCUACAGUCUUUGACCCCUUCUGGGACCUCUCACUGCCCAUCGCUAAGCGAGGUUACCCUGAGGUAACUUUAACGGACUGCAUGAGGCUCUUCACCAAAGAGGAUGUGCUUGACGGUGAUGAAAAGCCAACAUGCUGCCGCUGCCGAGCCAGAAAACGGUGUAUAAAGAAGUUCUCCAUCCAGAGGUUCCCAAAGAUCUUGGUGCUCCAUCUGAAGCGGUUCUCAGAAUCCAGGAUACGAACCAGCAAGCUCACAACAUUUGUGAAUUUCCCACUAAGAGACCUGGACUUGAGAGAAUUUGCCUCAGAAAACACCAACCACGCUGUUUACAACCUGUACGCUGUGUCCAAUCACUCUGGAACCACCAUGGGCGGCCAUUAUACGGCCUACUGCCGGAGUCCAGUGACAGGCGAAUGGCACACUUUCAAUGACUCCAGCGUCACACCCAUGUCCUCCAGCCAAGUGCGCACCAGCGACGCCUAUCUGCUCUUCUACGAAUUGGCCAGUCCACCUUCCCGCAUGUAGCAGCGAGGAGCUACAUCCCUUUCUCCCUUCCCUGUGGUGGCCCCACACCCUAAGUUUUUUUUUUUUUUUUAAGACAAAAAAAGAAAAAAAGAAAACCUGACAAAUAAGAGAAAAAUAAAGUAAACUAAAGCUGCCGAGCAGGAGUUGCUACAGCCUGGUCAGGGUCUGGAGCUGGGAGCCGGGAGCUCCUGAGCCACACCUGGCACGAAGAUCGACAAGACACAGAGCUUGGAGCCAGCCCAGUGCGCCCUCGGCUUCUCUUGUUUGCAUUUUUAAGCUUGUGGUUUUUUUCCUGUGUGUAAUAAACAACGGCGGUCUGUGGGGAGAAGAUCCUGGUCCACUUGCUGCCCUUCCAGCCCCCAGUUCCUCCCGAGAAGACAGCGCCCUCUGGAGCCUGCUGGGAGGAUCGCCGCCUGGAAGCACUGGCGCCCGAACCUGGCACCUGUCUUCACCUGGACCCCGCUCACCGGUCCAGAAGCAAGAAAAACACCCAUGAGCCAAGAGCCCUCUUAACGCUGCUAACUCCAGGGGGACAGACAAGAGGAUGACUUUGAAAAAAGC
Messenger RNA from Zalophus californianus (California sea lion), 3469 nucleotides. It is a transcript of the gene USP2, whose product is annotated as ubiquitin specific peptidase 2. The record is from RefSeq and is a predicted model, not a curated record. Gene Ontology annotation, molecular function: cysteine-type deubiquitinase activity. The transcript is spliced from 15 exons. Gene Ontology annotation, biological process: protein deubiquitination. The coding region runs from base 1088 to 2908 and encodes 606 amino acids. Lineage: Eukaryota; Metazoa; Chordata; Mammalia; Carnivora; Otariidae. Gene Ontology annotation, cellular component: cytoplasm.